Molecule: messenger RNA, 5299 nt
Organism: Phasianus colchicus (ring-necked pheasant)
Lineage: Eukaryota; Metazoa; Chordata; Aves; Galliformes; Phasianidae
Biological process (GO): regulation of transcription by RNA polymerase II
Cellular component (GO): nucleus
Molecular function (GO): RNA polymerase II transcription regulatory region sequence-specific DNA binding; DNA-binding transcription factor activity, RNA polymerase II-specific
Source: RefSeq, a predicted model, not a curated record
UCUCCCCUGUGAGGAAAGGCUGGGUUACCUGUGCUUUAUGGAAUCAAACUCUAUAACCCAGAGUUGGUUAUAAAGCAGGUCUGUUUUUAUUCAGCAUUUGGCACCAAGCUGGGUGCAAGGAGGAUAGCUCCUCCGAACUUGCACACUGGAAGACAAAAGUGUGGUACAGAUACAGGCCAAACUAAUAUAUAAUCAGUGUUUUUCCUGGAAUUUGUAUACAUAUUCAUUACAUUUCCGAGAACCCAUCAGCAUAUGGUCCCUCCCUCCGGCACGUGCACCCUGGGCAGUGGGGGUCUUCUGGUGGUCAUGGGAUGAAGGCUCAUUGUCUUCAACAGAAGUAAUCCCAUCCUGACCAUUCCUUGUGUUUCUUCAAGUUUACAAUAUCUUUUCUUAUCUGGCCUCACAUCCUGCUUACCUGCAUUCCUAUACAACAGUUAACCUUAUCUUGUCCUCUUCUAACUCACCUGGGUCUGUUCAGCCUUGAGAAAAGAAGACCGAGAGGUGAUCUGAUUACUUUUUGUAAGCAUCUUAAAUGUGGGAGGCAAAGGCACAUGGCCAACCUUGUGGUCGGUGGAGACAGGACAGGGGGAAACAGCCACAAACCGGAGCGCAGGAAGUUCUGCACCAAUAUGCGAAGGAACUUCUUUAUGGUGAGGUGACGGAGCUCUGUAGCAGGCUGCCCAGGGCGGCUGUGGAUUUUCCUUCUCUGGAGAUACUCCAGACCCGCCUGCACGCCCUCUGUGCAGCCUGCUGUAGGGGGCCUGCUUUGCAGGGGGGUCUGGACUCGAUGAUCUCUGCAGGUCCCUUCCAACCCCUACAGUUCCGUGAUAAAGAAAGCUGAAGACUCCCCGCUGCCUCCUUCAGGGAUAAAGGUGGCCGAGCGAGCCGACUGGAACAGGAAUGUUCCUCACAGCAGUGCACGGCAUCUCCUCCCCCACCGCCACCCACGGGAGCGCCCGCGCAACCGCACCGCAGCCGGACAGCUCGACCGGAAGUGCUCUCCCCCGCGUCUGCGCGGCUUCCGGCGGACGGGGCAGCCCUGACCGGAAGUGCUCUCCCUCACGCCUGGGCGGCUUCCGGCGGCGUGGGGCUGGAUCUAACCAGUAGCCCCGGGCGUCGGUACCGAGCCGGGAGAACGGCGGCCGGCUCUUCCCAGCAGAGCGGCGUCACUUCCAGCCCCCAAGCCUGUGGUGAUCUCCCUGCUGGAAGGAAGGGAUGACCCCUGAAUCCCAGAUGUGCACACCUUGGAGGACAUGGCAGAAGAGCUCAGCACAGCAUGUGAUGGUAUCACAGCUAUGAAGGAAGAUCUGCAGAACAGUGGCAUGGCCCAGAGGCAGUGUGUUAGUGUCUCUGUUGGAAAAACCAGGAAGGAUGUCCAAGGGGGUGUGGAGCAAGGAGAGCAUGUCAAGAAGCCACUGGGAAACUGUCCAGGAAAGAAAGUGAAGAAACACCUAGACUGCAGCACAGGUCAGAAGCAACAUAAAGACUCAGUGAGCAAGGAAGUGUGCCAUAAGAAAAGUCAAAAUCCUUGUGAUGGGAGUGAGAAAAGCUUUCAAACUUAUUCUGACUGUGUUAACCAGCAGCACAUCCGUGCAGGAGACAGACCCUUUAAAUGCCUCGAGUGUGACAAGAGCUACAUAAAAAGUUGCAACUUGCAUAUCCACCAGUGCAUCCACACAUCAGAGAAACCUGACAAUUGCCCCGAGGGUGAGAAGAACUUCAGCUCAGAACUUCAUUCCCACCAGUGCACGCACUCAGAAGACAGACCCUACAAGUGUCAACAGUGUGGGAAGAGCUUCAAAAGCAGUUCUAAACUCCUUUCCCACCAGCACAUCCACACAGGAGAGAGACCCUUUAAGUGUCCUGAGUGUGGCAAGAGCUUCAAAAGCCAUUCUGACCUCAUCUACCACCAGCGCAUCCACACAGGGGAGAGAGCUUUUAAGUGUUCUGAGUGUCCAAAGAUCUUCAGAAGCAGUUCUGACCUUGCAAUCCACCAGCGCAUCCAUACAGGAGACAAACCUUACAAGUGCCCUGUGUGUGAGAAGAGCUUCCGGCAGUGCUCCCACCUCAUGAUCCACCAGCGCAUCCACACAGGAGACAGACCCUACAAGUGCCCCAUUUGUGGGAAAGGCUACAAAAGCAGUUCUCAUUUGAAGAGCCACCAGCGCAUCCACACGGGAGAAAGACCGUUCAAAUGCCCUGUGUGUGGAAAGAGCUUCAAAAGCAGUUCCAACCUCAUCCGCCACCAGCACAUCCACACGGGAGAGAGACCCUUUAAAUGCCCAGAGUGUGAGGAGAGCUUCAAAAGCAGUUCUGACCUCAUCUACCACCAGAGCAUCCACACAGGAGAGAGACCCUAUAAGUGCCCCGAGUGUGGGAAGAGCUUCAGAAGGAGUUCCAACCUGACAAUCCACCAUCGCAUCCACACAGGAGAGAGACCUUUUAAGUGUCCACAGUGUCCAAAGAGCUUUAAAAGCAGUUCCCACCUUAUCUACCACCAGCUCAUCCACACAGGAGAGAGAGCCUUUAAAUGUCCUGAGUGUUCAAAGAACUUCAAAAGCAGUUCCCACCUCAUCCGCCACCAGCGCAUCCACACAGGGGAGAAAGACUACAAGUGCCCUGAGUGUGGGAAGAGCUUCAAAAGCAAUUCCAACCUCAGAGGUCAGCAGCACAUCCACACAGGAUAGAGACACUGCAAGUACUCUGAGUGUGGGGAAGGCUUUAGAAGCAGUUGUGAACUCGACUCUCAGAGGCACAUCCACAGAGUAGACAGGUGAUAGAAGUGCCCUGAGUUUGUGAGAAGCUUCAGAAGCAGUUCCAGCCUCCUUACCUACCAGCACGUCCACACAAGAGAUAGAGGCUGCAAGUGCCACAAAUGUGGGAAGGUCUUCAGCUAGAACCCCAACCUGGUUACCUGCUUGUGGAUUUGCAUGAUGAUGAACCUUCAUAAAUUGCUUGAGCUCUGGAGCCAAAGCAAAUCACGUUCCUCCUUCCUUCUGGGGGAAUUGCCUAUAUUGCUCUCUUUCUGCUGCAGACAAGGCAAGUGGAAUACAAAGCAGAAUCCAGUGAUUAUGACAGGUGGAUCAGAAGCACGUUUCUGCCAGGUUUGUGUGCAGGGAAUUGUUGUUCUCACCCCAGAGAAACUCAUCUGCUGUGGGUCAACAGAUGAGGAUCCAGAUUAAACCUCAACUGGACCAAGAAGUCACUCUGUAGGGAAUGCAGGAAGAGCUUCAGCUGGAGCUUAACUUUUAGUAGACCCCAGUAAACCAACACAGGAGAGAGCCCCUAUGAGCACCUUGACUGCUGGAAGAAGUACAUCCAGAGCUGGGAGCUCAUCACACACCAGUGGGUACCAGUUUGGAACACACCCUCUAUGAAUGUGCUGCCUGCGUUUGCCUGAGCCUGCUGCUGCCAGGGGAGGAUGGGAAGGACACCACCUGGGUGAGGUUCGAGCAGGUGGAUGAGCUGCUCAGCCUGGUGGUGGAGCUUAGGAAGGAGGUAGAGAGUUAAGAACCAUUAGAGAGUGUGAGAGGGAGAUAGACUGGUGGUGUGACUCUCUGCGAGAAAGAAGCAGAGAUUGCAACCCGCAGCCUGUAGUGGACCCUCUCCCUUGCUGUGGUCAAACUGAGGGAGCCAACUUGAGAAGAGAGGAGGAAUGGCAGCAGGUCCCACCUCAGUGAAGCAGGCAGCACCCAUCCUGACCUUCCUUGGUUCCUCAGGUGCCUCUAAGUAAUAGGUUUGAAGCCCUGAAACUGGAGGGUGAGGUGGCUGAGAAUGAGGUGGAGGGACAGCCUCCAAGUUUUUCUAAGGAGAGGCAGUCGGCUCCACACUUGAAGACUGCCUCCUCCAGUAAAGAAAGGAGGGUGAGAGUCAUAGGUGACUCCCUUCUAAAAGGAACUGAGGGCCCAAUUUGCUGGCCUGACCUCACCUGUAGGGAAGUGUGCUGCCUCCCUUAGGGCACAGGUCAGGGAUAUCUCUAGAAAGAUUCCUGGGCUUAUUCGCCCAUCUGAUUACUAUCCCUUACUGGUAGUUCAGGCUGGCAGUGAUGCUGCUGCUGAGAGAAGCCUGAAGGCUAUCAAAAAUGACUUCAGGGGACUGGGGAGGAUACUUGAUGGAGUGGGCGUGCAGGUGGUUUUCUCUUCUAUCCCUUCAGUGGCAGGGAAGGACGCUGAGAGGAUCAAAAAAACCCUUCUCUUAAAUAAAUGGCUUAGAGGUUGGUGCAGGCACAAGAAUUUUGCUUUUUUUGACCAUGGGGCAAUUUACUCGGCUCCUGGCAUGACGGCUGCAGAUGGAACUCACCUGUCUGCAAUGGGUAAAAGGAUCCUAGCCCAGGAACUGGCGGGACUCAUUGAAAGGUGUUUAAACUAGGUAAGAAGGGGGAAGGGGACAAAAUGAGGACCACUGGGGUUGAGCGGGUAGUUCGAGGCUCAAAACGGAGAUGGGUGAUGAGGGUGGAGUUCGAAGGGAUGGAGAGUGGCAGGGGGAUGCUGCUUCCCUAAAGUGUCUGUACACUAUUGCGCGCAAUAUGGGAAAUAAACAGGAAGAGUUGGAGAUCUGCAUGUGGUUGCACGGCCACAAUCUCAUUGCAGUCACAGAGACGUGGUGGGACAGUUCGCAUGAGUGGAAUGUUGUCAUGGAGGGCUGUGUGCUUUUUAGGAAAGAUCGGCUGGCAAGGCGGGGUGGUGGAGAUGCUCUUUAUGUGAGAGAGCAGCUAGAAUGUAUUGAACUCCACCUGGGGGAGAGUGGUGUAGCAGUGGGUGAGAAUCAAGGGGUGGACUGGUAUGGCUGACACUGUUGACACUGAUCAGGAAGAGGAGGUUGAUGAAGCUUUCCACAUGCAACUGGAAGCAGUGUCACAAUCCCAGGGGCUGGUGCUUAUGGGGGACUUCAAUUAUCCAGAUAUUUGCUGGAUAAGCAACAUGGCCAGGCACGCGCGGUCCAGACAGUUCCUGCAGUGUGCUGAAGACAACUUUCUGAUGCAGGGGGUGGAGAAACUAAUGAGGGGAGGGGUGUUGCUGGACCUUAUUCUCACUAAUAAGGAAGGGCUUGUCAAGGAAGUAAAGGUCGAGGGCAGCUUGGGUAGUGACCACGAGAUGGUGGAGUUCGAGAUCUUGAGUAGAAGAAGCAUUGCAAAAAGUAGGAUUGCUACCCUGGACUUUAAGAGAGCCAACUUUCUGGAAUCUACUUGGAGCUAUCCUGUGGGUAGGGUGUUAGAAGGUCAGGGGGCCUGUGAGAGCUGGUCGGCAUUUAAACAGCUCUUCUUCCAAGCUCAGGAUCAGUGCAUCCCUGUGAGCAAGAA